Molecule: messenger RNA, 1950 nt
Organism: Lampris incognitus (smalleye Pacific opah)
Lineage: Eukaryota; Metazoa; Chordata; Actinopteri; Lampriformes; Lampridae
Gene: nkd2b
Product: NKD inhibitor of WNT signaling pathway 2b
Exons: 10
Coding region: 1-1425 (474 amino acids)
Biological process (GO): negative regulation of Wnt signaling pathway
Cellular component (GO): cytoplasm
Molecular function (GO): calcium ion binding
Source: RefSeq, a predicted model, not a curated record
AUGGGGAAACUCCAGUCCAAACACGCCUGCAAACGCAGAGAAAACCCCGAAGGAGACAGCUUUGUUGUGAAUGCCUUCCUCCGGAGAGGGAUGGAGGAGUGCGAGAGGUACGGCGCCCCGGAGAACAAGCUGAAGAGCAUCCAGGAGUUUCCAAACGGGGAGCUGAAGGAUGGACAGUUCAUAGACCAUCACUGUCCCCUAGAGGUGGUGCUUCCUCCGGAGAAGGCCGAGGGCUGUGAGAGCUACCUGCAGUACCUGCCCGCGGAGGAAGGAGAGCGGGAGCUGCUGAAGGACCCCGGCAAAGCUCCUGGGAAGAAACGCAUCAGCCUGGAUGACUUGGAGUGUGACGUGUCUGUGGAGGAAGACAACCGGCAGGAGUGGAUCUUCACCCUCUACGACUUUGACAACAGUGGCAAAGUCACAAAAGAGGACAUGUCGAGCUUGAUGCACACCAUCUAUGAUGUGGUGGACGCAUCUGUCAAUCACUCGUGCCAUAACAAGAGCAAGACCCUGCGUGUCAAACUGACUGUCACCCCAGAACCCAGGUCCCACAGAAGAGACACCGGGGCAGAACGUGAGCCGGGUCGCUGCCACCAGGAGGAGGGUCGCUCGGCUGACAAACGUCUCUCAUCUCACGUCAGGGGGCAGAGCAGCGAGGCUCCACCAGCGGAGGGUCAACACUACUGUGUGGACGAGAACACCGAGAGAAGGAAUCACUACCUGGACCUGGCCGGCAUUGAGAACUACACUUCGAGAUUUGAAGGGACCACCCCACCUCUCCCACAACAGGAGUCCCACAGCCGGAGCUCCCAGUCCCAGAGCCGCUCACGCUCCCAGGAACCAGAGGCCCAUGUUGCCCACCAGCGCCGCUCUCAGGUCAUCAGUGACAGCUACAACCCAGCCGAGGCUCGGGGCAAAGGGGCCCAGUUCCUGAAGUCCCCCAAAGGAACGUACAAGGGAGGCGGAGGGAGUAACGGAGCCAGCGUAGGUGGCAAGUCAAACAAAUGUCAUAGCUACCACCCUCCUCUGCAGACGGCGCUGCACGCUGGGAACUCGGUGGGCCAUGGGGGUCAAGAUGUAUACCACCUCCCUCACCAGGCCCAGACCCCCAGCCACCAUCAGCACCCCCUGCAGUACAGCCACAGCAAACGUCUGAGGGCCAAAGCUCGAGAGGCCCUGUCCCCUGCCAAAAGUCCUCUAGCCCCUCCCUCCCAUCCACACCCACACCCCCACACCCACACCCACACCCACCCCCAGCAGCAGCAAGCCCAGGUGCCCUCUGUCUUGCCAGGCCUGGAGAGAGAGCAGACAUCCGGCCCGCCGGGGAGCCCUGGGUUCGUGGUUCCUCUGGUGCAGCGCCAUGAGCACCACCAUCACCACGAACACCAUCAUCACCACCACUACCACCAUUACCACCAGACAUGACCAUCCUCUGGACCACAGAAUACUGAGGGCUGCGCGGGACCAACCACCACACCAGUCUGAAGGACCUAACCUCAUCUGAUGGAGAUGUCUCUCCAUUUCUUUCCAGGAUCUUUUUUUUUGUUUUUUUUUGCUUCAUCUGUCAUAAAAGCUAUCAAGGUAUAUCCUGAGAUUAAAUAUGCUGAUGAAAAACACGUAGGGUAGCUGCUAAGGAUGUUGGACUGUAGCCGUUUUCUCUGGUUGUCGUCUAGUUCUCAAACAUUUGCGGCACAGUUCAGAUUUGAUCGCCAUUGUCAGUAGGUUUCUCCUUCAGGGCUGCUAAGCUUGUCAUUUUCAUUAAGGGAUACCAGUCGGAGAUAAGGUCAGAGGUCAUGAGAUGUCGUGUCCUCUCCCUCUUGAUGCUGUUAGCCGAUAUGUGCUUGUAUCUCUAGAAGCUAUACGUCGGAUUGGAGUGUGUUGUUCUGUGUGAGACCUUUCCAAACCAUGGAUCUCAGGUGUAAUGGUGCUGCUGCUCUUAAAGAUUUUCAC